AUGUCCAAGUACGAAAGUCGGCUCUUCAUCGAUGGAAAUCUUGUCGACGCCAAGUCAGGCAAGACUUAUGAUCUCUUGAACCCGGCUACCAACGAGUUCCUCGCAAAAAUACCGAUCGCGCUCAGAGAAGAUGUCGAUGCAGCGGUUGAAGCGGCAGGAAAAGCUCAACCUCAAUGGGCAGCUUUACCGGCUCACAUCCGAGGAGAUGUGCUUAGAAAGUUCUCCAAUUUGAUGGCUGAGAACGUGUCCAAGCUCGCCGAGCUUGAUUCGAUCUGUAUGGGUAAACCUGUCGGCACUCACCGUGCUGACGUUGAGGAAGCCUGUAAAAUUACAAAUUUCUUCUCUGGCCUCGUCGAGACGGCUUCCGGACAGACCUCGCUUAAUACGCCCCACCAUAUGGACUUGUCGCUGCGACAGCCGUUCGGAGUUGUGGCAGCUAUUGUGGCGUGGAACUUCCCCACCUUGCUUUGGGUUCAUGAAAUCUCAGCCGCCUGUGGUGCAGGAAACGCUAUGAUUUUGAAGACUUCCGAAAAGUCUCCCCUUAGUGGUAUUCUUCUCGCUCAGCUUGCCACGAAAGCAGGUUUCCCUCCCGGCAUUGUCAACAUUGUUUCGGGAGCUGCUGAGACCGGAGAGCUUCUCUCAUCUCACAUGAAGAUCCGUAAAAUCAGUUUCACUGGUUCAACCCGAGCUGGAAGAGCCGUCAUGCAAGCAGCCGCCCGUUCGAAUCUGAAGAAUGUUGCGCUUGAGCUCGGUGGCAAGUCACCUCUUAUUGUUUUUGAUGACGCCAAUCUGGAUUGGGCCGCUGCAGAUGCGGUUAACUCUAUCACGCUUAACUCAGGGCAAGUUUGCACUUCAUCAUCGCGCGCUUACGUUCAGAAAGGAGCUGCUGCGACGUUUAAGAAGCUGCUUAUCUCUUAUAUGUCGAAGCUCAAAAUGGGCGAACCCUCAGCCGCUUCGACGCAGCUCGGUCCUCAGGCAGAUGCGAGACAGGCAGCUUCUGUCAAGAAUUAUAUUGCCAUUGGAAAGCAAAGUGGACAUGUUCUCCAUGGUGGCGGACAAGUCGACUGUGGCGUUAACUUUGUCCAGCCUACAAUAUUUACGGAUGUCGCAGAUACGAGCAGGCUCAACGUCGAGGAAAUAUUCGGGCCCGUCUUGGUACUCCACGAGUUCGAGACCGAGGUGGAAGUCAUUAAGCGUGCCAAUGAUACUGAAUACGGACUGUAUUCAUCGGUCUACAGCUCCAAUAUAAAUACAGCCCUUCGCGUUGCUAGCGCUCUGGAGGCCGGCAACGUCGGUGUCAACUGUACCUCGCCUUACGGGGCGUACGACCUUCCUUUUGGCGGCUUUAAGGCAUCUGGAAUCGGCCGUCAGAAGGGUUCCAACGCAAUCCAGUCGUGGUUAGAAGAGAAAUCAGUCUUUAUUAGGCAGGAAGUAGCAUAG
This is a messenger RNA of Aspergillus tanneri, 1440 nucleotides long. RefSeq names its product aldehyde dehydrogenase family protein. Gene Ontology annotation, molecular function: aldehyde dehydrogenase (NAD+) activity. The record is from RefSeq and is a predicted model, not a curated record. Lineage: Eukaryota; Fungi; Ascomycota; Eurotiomycetes; Eurotiales; Aspergillaceae. The coding region runs from base 1 to 1440 and encodes 479 amino acids. The transcript has 9 exons.